Salarias fasciatus (jewelled blenny) is the source of this 1992-nucleotide messenger RNA. It is a transcript of the gene tmem204, whose product is annotated as transmembrane protein 204. Lineage: Eukaryota; Metazoa; Chordata; Actinopteri; Blenniiformes; Blenniidae. The record is from RefSeq and is a predicted model, not a curated record. Bases 1043 to 1723 code for a protein of 226 amino acids. The transcript has 3 exons.
CACAUUUGGCCCCUCUUCCCAUCCUCUUUUCCUCUCAGGAAACACAUCCUGUCGCUGGCUGGCGGCGGCGCACAAAAUGUUUGUUGCACACUAGAGAGAGGACCUCAGCAAACGCCCCCUGGUCUCCAGACAAAGGAAUACACCAAACAGUGACGUCUGGGGGGUGGGGGGGUGUGAGACAUUCUCACACACACACAGCUACACACACACACAUAUUGGAAGUAAGCAUGAAGGAGGGGGCAGUCCUUUUAAAGCUUGCCACAGUUGCACACUGAUGUCUUGGACUGACUUGGCGUUGAACAGCGACUCCCCCACAGCUCAACUUUGACCUCGAGGAUUUGCAGAGAAACUGAGUCGCUGAGCGAGACCGAGAGAAGUGGAGAGGAGGUGGGCUGAGAGGACGCCUUGUUCCAGCUGCAGGAGCUCUUCAAGACCAGAGAGAGAGUCAGAGCCACCAGCCCGCCUGCUCCUAGCAACGCCGGUCAAGGAACUGGUCCAGUUCUUCUCUGGAAGCAAAAGAAAAAAAAACAAUCCGCAGGCAAAGCAGCUGCACUCAUACAAGUCAGACGAGGGCAGCGAGCAGAGCACUGAAGGACGGGAAAGGAUCAAAGAUAAAACAGGCCAACUAACACACGGACAAAAACAGUGAAGGAGUGAGCUGACAGUGGAGCUGCAGCCAGCCGGAGCUACUGGAAUGGACCUCGGUGUCAGCUGGAUUAUCCCCCACGUACCCACUGCGCUGUCUGAGGAGGAGGGCUGAGGAUCUCCUAAAACGACCACCAACUCCUGAAUGAGGAUGAAUGGAGAUGUUCUUUAGCUAAGCCUCGAGACAACAGCCUGCGUCCAUCUCUGCGUGAGCCGGGACGGUCGCCGCCAACAGCUGGAAGAAGUGGAGGAGGUGGAGAGGAGCCAGGGGCCGCAGAGCACCGCCGGCGGCGCCGGCCCAGAGGGGGGGCCGGGGAGCGGGCAGCCCAGCCAGGGGGACCAGCAGGUGGAGGAGGGACGCCACGGAGGGGGAGAGGUGGCGGGGGCCCGGCGUCACAUGGCCGUGCAGAGGCUGGUGGCAGCGGCGGUGGCUGUGGCCCUGCUGUCUCUGGUCCUAAACAAUGUUGCAGCGUUCACGCCCAGCUGGGUCCUGCAGGCUCUGGACGACGGGCGCAAGCGCAGCGUGGGGCUCUGGAAGAUGUGCCCCGCCGGAGGGGAAAAGGGCCGCGAAGACCUCCAGGCUGCACGAAGGGUCCAAGGCACGCAGAGGCCCUGUCAAAGCCUGGAAUGGGGCUCUGACCACGCAGGAUACCAAGAAUCCCGCAGCACUGUCAAAUUGCAGUUUAACAUGAUGCGAGCCUGUAACCUGAUGGCGACCGUGGCCCUGACUGCUGGCCAGCUGAUCUUCCUGCUGGGCCUGAUGGAGCUGCCGUUCAUCACGCAGGAAUCUCAGUGGUGGGAGGAGGCCAUCGCUGCACUCUUCCAGCUCGCCAGCUUCGUGCUGGUGAUCGGACUUGUGACCUUCUACAGGAUCGGACCCUACACGCAUCUGUCCUACUCCUGCUACUUGGACAUCGCCGCCUGCCUGCUCGCCACGCUGGCCGCAGCCAUGCUCAUAUGGAACAUUCUACACCGCCGCGACGACUGCCUUGCCCCCAGAGUCAUAAUCAUCAGCCGCUCGCUCGCGUCUCCGUUCCAAACGCGGCUGGACAACGACUACGUGGAAUCCCCUUGUUGAGCAGAAUACGAAGAAAAGACGACGGCGACAAGACUGCAAGUUAAACUCCAGCGAGAUGCCACCGAAAUGACUCUCAGGAGAAGAACACACCCCAGGGACACGUGCCUGCAAACCUAUUAAUUACUCAAACUCACCACUCUAUCAGUGAGGACAAAGACAUAUUUUGCUGCUUUAUGCACAUAACAUAUAUUUUGCAAAAAAAAAAAGGCGACUAGAUCGGUCUAAAGUUCCAGAAACAUUCAAAGACGGCGUCUUUUCAUGUAUUCGUG